GUCUGUAGGACGCGCCGUAUCACUGUGUAGGCCUCUCAGAAGGUUACCGGUGGCGGGUCAGGCUUGAGGUCGUUUGUGUCACUGGUUUUUGGAUCACAGCUAGAAGUCGGACCGGCCGCCCAUGCAAAAGAUGUUGUCUCUUCUGUCCCGUGUUUUCCAGGGCCCUGCCCAGAAACCUGUCACUGCAGUUCGUGUUAUGGUGGCAUCUCGUAACUAUGCAGACUUUGCAUCAGAAGCUACGUUUGAUAUCAAGAAAUCUGAUGUCUAUCGUUUGGAUGAGGCUCCUCCAACUCAGGCUGUCCUCACACGAGAAGAGGGCCUGCAAUAUUACAGAACUAUGCAGACCAUCCGGCGCAUGGAGCUGAAGUCAGAUCAGUUGUACAAGCAGAAGAUCAUUCGUGGGUUCUGCCAUCUUUAUGAUGGUCAGGAAGCAUGUUGUGUGGGCAUGGAAGCUGCAAUCAACCCUACCGACCACCUAAUCACAGCUUAUCGAGCCCAUGGUUACACCUACACUCGGGGUGUGUCUGUGAAGGAAAUCUUAGCUGAGCUUACUGGAAGAAAAGGAGGCUGUGCCAAAGGCAAAGGGGGAUCUAUGCAUAUGUACGCCAAGAACUUCUAUGGUGGAAACGGCAUUGUGGGGGCUCAGGUUCCUCUAGGAGCAGGCAUAGCAUUGGCCUGCAAAUAUUUUGGAAACGAUGAGAUAUGUUUGGCUUUGUAUGGUGAUGGUGCUGCUAAUCAGGGUCAGAUUUUUGAAACCUAUAAUAUGGCUGCUCUGUGGAAGCUUCCCUGCAUCUUUAUUUGUGAAAAUAACCGGUACGGUAUGGGUACAUCUGUGGAGAGGGCAGCGGCCAGUACAGACUAUUACAAACGUGGAGAGUUUAUCCCAGGCCUCAGGGUUGAUGGCAUGGAUAUUCUUUGUGUCAGAGAAGCUACAAAAUUUGCAGCCAAUCAUUGUAGAUCUGGAAAGGGUCCUAUUUUGAUGGAACUUCAGACCUACCGUUACCAUGGACACAGCAUGAGUGAUCCUGGAGUAAGCUACCGUACCAGAGAAGAAAUUCAGGAAGUAAGGAGUAAAAGUGACCCAAUCACUCUUCUUAAAGACAGAAUGUUAAACAAUAAUCUAUCUAGUGUGGAGGAAUUAAAGGAAAUUGACGUUGAGGUGCGGAAAGAAAUUGAAGAAGCUGCCCAGUUUGCCACCACUGAUCCAGAACCACCACUGGAGGAGCUGGCAAACCACAUUUAUCACAAUGAACCAGCCUUUGAUGUCCGAGGAGCAAACCCUUGGAUCAAAUAUAAGUCUGCCAGCUAAACCCCACUUUAUGUUCAGUCUCUCAGUUAGCCUGUUACUCUAUUGCCCCUUUAAUGAGAACUGGUUCAUAUUACCCUGUCUGCCAGUGUUGGGGUCAUAGUUUGACUUCCAUUUCAGACCUUCCAUUUUAAACGUUUUGGGUAUGUUACUUGGUCGGAUAAAGACUUAAACACCAGCCCAGCAACUGCUUAUGUUAUGCUGAUGAAGCUUUCAGAACCCCUUUCCUUGGUGUGAGCCACCUUGGUUGUCCAUACCAUUUUUUUUUCCAGAUAUAUUAUUUAUAGUAAAACUACCAUUUUAAAAAGUAUCCAGAAAGCUAAUCAUGUCAUACCAUGUAUGCAUCAUAUUUCAUUAAAAUUGGGCUUGAUAUAUAAA
This is a messenger RNA of Spea bombifrons (plains spadefoot toad), 1684 nucleotides long. RefSeq names its product pyruvate dehydrogenase E1 subunit alpha 1 (gene PDHA1). Gene Ontology annotation, cellular component: intracellular membrane-bounded organelle. Gene Ontology annotation, biological process: pyruvate decarboxylation to acetyl-CoA. Gene Ontology annotation, molecular function: pyruvate dehydrogenase (acetyl-transferring) activity. NCBI's taxonomy places the organism in Eukaryota, Metazoa, Chordata, Amphibia, Anura, Pelobatidae. The coding region runs from base 122 to 1309 and encodes 395 amino acids. The record is from RefSeq and is a predicted model, not a curated record. The transcript has 11 exons.